Molecule: messenger RNA, 178 nt
Organism: Symbiodinium necroappetens
Lineage: Eukaryota; Dinophyceae; Suessiales; Symbiodiniaceae
Source: the annotation of a GenBank genome assembly
AUGGAGACCGAGUGCCAGAAGGAGCGGUAUUCCUUGACACUGGUCAACGGACCAAGUGACAAGCAGUCGGCCAAAGCCUACAUCGCGAACGUGGACGUGAACAACGACAACACCAUCUCGCAGUACCUCUCCUUCAGCGGCAACGAUAAAAACAACCUGAUGACCAUCAAGUUAGCUG